Molecule: messenger RNA, 1495 nt
Organism: Limanda limanda (common dab)
Lineage: Eukaryota; Metazoa; Chordata; Actinopteri; Pleuronectiformes; Pleuronectidae
Gene: qng1
Product: Q-nucleotide N-glycosylase 1
Exons: 7
Coding region: 76-1095 (339 amino acids)
Source: RefSeq, a predicted model, not a curated record
GUCGACAGCAGGAACCCAGGCAGGUAGUUGGAAGCACGAAGCAGCAGGAGACUUUAUCUGCUCUUUGUAUCCAUCAUGGAAACACCUCUUCUUCCUCGUGAGUCUGGCCGGUUCGUGGCAGAGCGGAGUCAGGACGUGUUUGUGGAGGAGGAGGGAGUGCAGAAGGCGGCAGAGAUGCUCUACUCUCUCCGACACAGUGAGGCUCUCACUGCCAGUGGCUGGAAAGAGGGGAAUCCACUGGCCCCGGCAGCGUCUUCUGACCAGGCCUUAAACUGGGUGUUUGUUGUCGACACCAUGAACUUCUCCUUCUGGCCAGAUGAAGAAACUCAGCAGUGUGAGGUGACAUAUAAAGGGACCACGUACACAGGCUACAUGACACUUUGUGCUGCCAUUCUCAGAGCCAUGGACGAAGGUAUACCCAUCACCGAUCCAAAGUACUUCUCCGAGAUGAGUGUGGAGGAGCUCGGACACAUCCUUCGAUCUGACAAUAAAACGCCCAUGCCGAUGCUACAGGCCCGUCACAAGGUGCUGACUGAAGGCGGCCUGGUGUUGCUGGAACAUGGCGGAAGUUUCCGCAGUUUCAUCAGCCAAGCCGGGAAUGACGCCCGCAAGAUGGUUGAGCUUAUUGUGCAGAAGAUUCCUUCCUACAAGGAUGAAGCUACAUAUGAGUGCAAGAGAAUCUCACUGUACAAGCGAGCCCAGAUCCUGGUGGCAGAUUCCUGGGGUGUCAUGGAGGCCAGAGGAGAAGGAGACAUCAUCAACAUGGACUGGCUCACCAUGUUUGCAGACUACAGGGUCCCACAGGCUCUCGUCUACCUUGGAGUGCUACGUUACUCUGACACGCUGAUGCAGAUGCUGAAGAAAGGUGAGCUGCUGUGUUCAGGGGACAGGAGGGAGGUAGAGAUCCGAGGUUGUUCGAUUUGGUCCGUGGAGCUGAUCAAAGAUCAACUUUGCAAACUGGUGCAGGAGCGAGACGGAGAGACAUGUCACAUCAACUCCGCAAUCAUAGACUUCUACCUGUGGCCUUACGCCAAACAGCAUCAUAAAGAGAUGGCCCACAUUCCCGUACACCGCACACGCUGUAUUUACUACUGAUGAGCUGUUUGGCAGCCGCACAUACAGGAGGCUGCACUUCCUCAGUGUGAAGCCUUGGAACUGGUGCCUCUCCCUGGGAUAAAGCCAAACAUGUUCAUGUGCCAGAUAUACAUACGAGUGGACUUCUCUCAAUCUGUAAUGUAAACAGGUGGGAAGUUAUAUUGUGGCUUGUUUGUCUGUGGGUUGUAUAACUGUUGUCCAUUUACAGUCAUUUAAAAUGUUUAAUGUUAAUGAGAUGGAACAUUUUCUAACAAGUGAUCUCAAUGUGGACACUGUAAAUCUGCUGCAAUUUGAACCAACACUGACAGUGUUGGCAGGAUUGUACUGAUAUGAUAUAUGUAUAACAUUGCAUGAAUAUUGUCAUAAAAUGAGAUGGGUGUUUUUAGGAAAGAUCUUAGAA